Messenger RNA from Trichoderma breve, 2466 nucleotides. RefSeq lists its product as uncharacterized. The record is from RefSeq and is a predicted model, not a curated record. The coding region runs from base 1 to 2466 and encodes 821 amino acids. NCBI's taxonomy places the organism in Eukaryota, Fungi, Ascomycota, Sordariomycetes, Hypocreales, Hypocreaceae. The transcript has 2 exons. Gene Ontology annotation, molecular function: triacylglycerol lipase activity.
AUGACUUACGCUAAAACAACUCCGGCUCCGAUGCGCCGGGAUUCCUUGACCGAGGAGGGAAACCUCUCGGACGACUUGAUGAUCCCGGAUCAAGAUGAUGCCCAGGCUUUUCUACAGCCCGCCAUGAGCGCGGCAGCCAGUCACCUCACCUCUUUACACACGCCCGCAAUCGAAAAGGCGGCAGCCUUGAAAGGCCUAGGAGUCAAUGGCUUCUUUGACGACCCCGAGCUUCGCGUGUCCGGCGACGAAAAUAGAGACAGCGAUGGUGACGGAGACGGAGACACAACGCCGGAAGCAGCAACAUCGCCCAAGUCGCCUUCGCAGUUCCCGAGAAAACCCACCAUUCAGCUGGGGCCUGUGCCCAAAGACGAGCCUCGACGACUUGCUCCUCCCUCUCCGUGGAAGUCUCAGCCGGGGACAAAAGACGGAGGGCACUUCAGCGACGCCCGCGGCAUUCUCCAAGCUGCUUUUGAGCCCACGCGCCAACGCUCGAGAUCCGCCGGUCAGGAAGCCUUGAAGAAGCUUCAACAGGCGUCGUCACACUUCCUGCCGUCUCUGCCCAAGGGCAAGUCGUUUCUGUCCAGUUUCACAGACAGCAAGCAAAGCCAGCGCAGUCGAUCGACUUCCCGACGCCUUGGCCAAGCUUCGUCAGCUUCGAAUUCUCCUCCGUCUCAGAGCCCAGCAAACGGGCACUUGGAUCCAAAUGCUGCCGCUGAUGCAGAGUCACGGCCGCAAUUGCUGCGCAGGGUGACAUCUGACGACAGCAUGCUCUAUCACAGCUUGUCUCGCGCCUCUUCCCUGGGUGAUAACGAUCGCUUCACCGACGUCCGCAGUCAAGUCAACGUUCGGUUCAUGGCCAUCAAGGACAGCUUGCCCGACGUGCCCAACUUCAAGAUGCCCAGCAUCCCCAGCCUGGCCAAGCUGCAGGCGGUGUCGAGGAGAUCAACCAUCUCUCUCAACAACAUCUUCUUCAACGAACCAGCCACACAGUCCAAGCAGAAUCUGGACCAGGAGCCGACGACAAGCAGCAACGCCAAGGACGACUCGGAACGCCUCGACCGCGUGCUGGAGGAGCUGACCGGAGACAUUGUCAUCAUGGGCGGCUACCGCGGCUCGAUCCUGCGGUCUGCCGAGCCUCCUCACCAGCAGCUGUGGGCGCCGGUCAAGCUGGGGCUCAACAUGCGAAAGGCCAACCUCGAGGUGGGCCUGGACGACGAGGACGAGGAGACAAUGGAGGAGCGCAUCAUUCCGUCGGGCAUGUUGCAGCACAUUGGGCCCAUUGACAUCUCGCGCAAGUUCUUCAAGAAGCUACGCUCGUGCGAGAACUAUAGGAACGGCCGCCUGCGCGUGUGGGAUUACGGUUACGACUGGCGCCUGAGCCCGUCGCGGCUGUCCAAGAGGCUGCAGGACUUUCUGCAGACGCUGCCGUCGAACCAGCCCGGCGUGCCCGCAGAGUCUCGCGGCGCCAUCGUCGUCGCCCACAGUCUCGGCGGGCUCAUCACGCGCCAUGCCGUCAACGAGCAGCCGCACCUGUUCGCAGGCGUGCUGUACUGCGGAACGCCGAUGCGGUGCAUCAACAUCCUGGGCCCGUUGCGCAACGGCGACGCCGUGCUGUUCAACGACAAGCUGCUGACGGCGCAGGUCAACUUCUCGAUCCGCACCUCGUUUGCGUUGCUGCCCGACGACGGCUUCUGCUUCGUCGACCGGUACACAGGCGAGUCGUAUCCCGUCGACUUCCACAACCCGGACAAUUGGGUCAGGUGGCAUCUCAGCCCGUGUCUUGCACCGCCGCUGCCACCGUUUAAUCGCCCAGCGACGCACUCGCCCCUGGCCGCCCUCUUCCCCAACAGCCUGUGGCCCCGUGGCAGCGAUGGCCGCGUCGACAAGAGGAGGAACUCCAUGUCAGGGCCCGAUUCCGCCCCCAAGGAAAUCACAAACAACAUCCAGAACCGCGCGUCCAUGGCUCCGCGACUCGACGGUCAGGCCCCUUAUUCCAACAGCGCCCUCCCGCCAUCUCCUCCCUCGUCCGAUAUCGAUCCGGAGCGCUUCCGUCGCAAUUACGAGUACCUCAGCCGCACCCUGGCCUCCAUCAAGCAGUUUCGCUCCGAGCUGGCGCACAUCCCCGCCCAUCAAGACGCCAACGCGUAUCCGCCCCUGGCUGUGAUUUACUCCAAGAGCAUUCCCACCGUGUACGCCGCGCGGGUCAACGGCCGAGAUGCGAUCCCUUGUGCCGACGCUUACGACGAUCUGGUCUUUCGGCCUGGUGACGGUGUCGUGCUGGCAAAGGAGAGCAUGUUGCCGGAAGGAUACUCGAUUGCAAAGGGCGGCAGGGUGAGCACUGAGCGAGGUCACGUCUCCAUGAUGGGCGACAUGCCAGCCUUGGGGAAGGCAUUGGGAGCGUUGGUCAGGGGAAGACGAAAGGGCAUCGGAUAUGGCGCUGUGAGCCCAGCAGCAGCAUCAUCAUGA